Messenger RNA from Pyricularia pennisetigena, 1212 nucleotides. RefSeq lists its product as uncharacterized. The record is from RefSeq and is a predicted model, not a curated record. The coding region runs from base 1 to 1212 and encodes 403 amino acids. The transcript is spliced from 2 exons. NCBI's taxonomy places the organism in Eukaryota, Fungi, Ascomycota, Sordariomycetes, Magnaporthales, Pyriculariaceae. Gene Ontology annotation, biological process: phospholipid metabolic process. Gene Ontology annotation, molecular function: phosphatidate phosphatase activity.
AUGCCUCUGUUUGGAAAGCGCCAUGCCGCUAAGGAGGAGGGCUCUAUCCCUUCUACCGAGGCUGGCCAUCACGGUCGUCACCAUAAGCGUUCUCCGGCCGAGCCCUACUCCAUGUCUAAGCGGCCCAGUUUCGGGCAGUGGGUCAAGCACACCUGGCUAGACAUUGCCACGAUGGUCAUCAUGGGAGCACUGGGUCUAGGCAUCUACUUUGCCGAGCCUCGACCUGCCCGCUCGUUUGCUGUAACCUUCUCCAACGGUCAGGUAGUCUAUCCUCAGUUCGCCUAUCCUCUCCGCGAUGAGGUGGUCCCCAUUUGGCUGGCUGCAUUCCUGGCCUCCAUCGUCCCAAUCGUCAUCAUGGCCCUCAUGCAGAUUCGUGUGCGCUCCUUCUGGGACUUCAACAACGCCGUCAUCGGCAUUCUCUAUUCUCUCAUUACUGCCGCGCUCUUCCAGGUCUGGGUGAAGUGGCUCAUCGGUGGUCUCCGCCCUCACUUCCUCGACGUUUGCGAUCCGGACCCAGCCAAGAUGGGUAACGGCAACGGCGAGGGGUUCCAGAGGCUCUACUUUCGCCCCGAUAUCUGCCGAGGCGACAAGAAGCUCAUCAACGACGCACUCGAGUCCUUCCCUUCGGGCCACACGACGGCAGCAUUUGCUGGCUUUGGCUACCUCUACCUCUACCUUAACGCAAAGCUCAAGGUCUUCAGCAACUACCACCCUUCGCUCUGGAAGCUCGCUCUGACCUACUCCCCGAUCCUGGCCGCCGUCCUGAUUGGCGGCGCCCUGACCAUCGACGAGUAUCACAACUGGUACGAUAUUUUUGCCGGUGCCGCUAUUGGCAUUACCAUGGCUUUCAGCUCAUACCGCAUGACCUUUGCUGCCAUCUGGAACUGGCGUUUCAACCACAUCCCGCUGAACCGGACGGCCCCCUUCAACUACGACAGCUACAUGAAUGCCGAGCUUCUCCACGCCGUCGCCACUCGCAAGGCCGGCUGGGGCGGAGACGGCCUUGGUCACGGUCACCACGGGAAGCAUGCUACCGGCAUGGGCGCCGGUCAUGUUGGUAACCAUGAAGGCAUGGGACACCAUAAUGGAUUGGGCCCUCAUGACGGUGCCGACUCCAGCGUUGGUGGCCACGCUAACGGUGUGCCAGCCAACAACGGCUUCACACAGCCUAGGAGGCCUGUAGGAGGUUAUGGUGGUGACCAAAUGGUUUAA